Molecule: messenger RNA, 789 nt
Organism: Pelmatolapia mariae (spotted tilapia)
Lineage: Eukaryota; Metazoa; Chordata; Actinopteri; Cichliformes; Cichlidae
Product: gap junction Cx32.2 protein-like
Exons: 2
Coding region: 1-789 (262 amino acids)
Biological process (GO): cell-cell signaling
Cellular component (GO): connexin complex
Molecular function (GO): gap junction channel activity
Source: RefSeq, a predicted model, not a curated record
AUGGGUGAGUGGGGAUUUCUGUCUUCGCUGCUGAAUAAGGUCCAGUCCCACUCCACGGUCAUCGGGAAGGUCUGGCUCAGCGUGCUUUUCAUCUUCAGGAUCAUGAUCCUUGGAGCUGGAGCAGAGAAGGUUUGGGGUGAUGAACAGUCCAAGAUGGUUUGUAACACCAAACAGCCUGGUUGCAAGAACGUGUGCUAUGACCACGCCUUCCCAAUCUCACAUAUACGAUUCUGGGUCCUGCAGAUCAUCUUCGUCUCGACACCGACACUGAUCUACCUCGGUCAUGUCAUGCAUGUCAUCCACAAAGAGAAAAAGCUGAGAGAAUAUAUACAGAACCACUCUAGCAGUGAAAUAACAAAAGCUCCAAAGUAUACAAACGAGAAAGGAAAGGUGCAGAUUAAAGGUAAUCUGCUGGGAAACUACAUGGUCUCCAUAGUGUUCAGGAUCCUCAUGGAGAUAGCAUUUAUUGUGGGGCAGUAUUAUCUGUACGGGUUCGUAAUGGACCCAUUAAUUGUCUGCUCCCGAGCCCCAUGUCCCUACACUGUUGAGUGCUACAUGUCUCGACCCACUGAGAAGACCAUCUUCAUCAUGUUCAUGAUGGUAGCAUCCUGCCUGUCGCUUGUGCUCAACGUGGUUGAGAUCUUCUACCUGCUGUGUCGUCGCUCAUCCAGACGAAAGGCCAAAACAGUGCCGAUGACCGCCAUUCCCCUUCACCCCCGUUUCACCAGUGACACCAUGUUGAAAAAUCAGAAACUUAGCCUCAAUGAUGUCAGUCACAGCACAGCCUGA